CAUCGUAGAAACGGACUUCUGACUUACCGAUGGCACUGUGUUACAAUACAUACAUUUUCCUCUUGCUGCCUUCAUUUACGAUUAGUGUCUAUUAACGGAUUUAACGGGCAUAUAUUUCUCAGCACAUAGAGAAUAAAGCUCGCGGACUAUGCGAACCGGCUCCGGGCCUGCGGAUACUCUCGUCAUUGAAGUUGCUGCUAGUCCAAUCAUACCUGGCCUUCGUACCCGACCCGGCGUUGAACGACAUCAAAUCCAGGGCUUUCAUAUCUCGACGGAUGGAAACAACUAAAGUGAGAAGGGGAUAUAUAGUUGUAGCGUGUUCUCGCAAAUUCGAAGAACUCUCGAAGCAGGAUCUCAUAGCUUAUACUCUCAAAAUACCAGUUUAACAAGUAGUAAAAAUACUGUGUCAACCAUCUAUACGUACACUAUGGGGAAAACCGCCUUCAUCCUCCUCGACAUUCAGACCGGAAUUGUCGAGAGGCUUAAUGGCGCCAUGGAUACGGAGAAAUAUCUUGCUAAGGUCUCUUCAACUUUAGCGGCAGCACGACAGGCUGGGAUUCCGGUUGUACAAGUGACAACUGGAUUCCGGCCAAGCUACGCGGAUGCCUCACCACGAAACCCGAUGACAGCACAAGUCCGGGCCGCUGGUUUAUUUAAAGACACGGACGCGGCCGUGCAACUGCAUCCGACUAUUGCCGAGGCGGCGACGGACGAUAUCCACAUCAAGAAGCGACGGGUCUCGGCGCUCUACGGCACCGAUUUGGACAUCGUGUUAAGGUCCUCGGGAAUCGAAAAGAUCAUUGUUGCUGGCCUUGCUACCAGUGGUGCUGUGCUGUCGACGGUUCGCCAGGCCUUUGACAUGGACUAUGAGAUCACGGUCCUUGCCGACUUGUGCGCGGAUACACAGCCUGAGGUGCACGAGACCUUACUUGGAAAAGUCCUCUCAAAACAGGCCACGGUUGUUAAUGCAGAUGAAUGGGUGGCAUCGCUCUAAGCUUUGAAUACUUACUCCGUAGUUGCGAGCGUCUUUGAUUAAUAUCUGGUCAGGCUUGUAAAAACGGGUCAUGUAUUAUGGUAGGGCGCAGGCCACUGGCAGCACUGCAGGUGGAUUCCUACAAAGACACUUCGAGGUA
This is a messenger RNA of Xylaria bambusicola, 1133 nucleotides long. Its product is annotated as Isochorismatase-like protein. The transcript has 2 exons. The coding region runs from base 428 to 994 and encodes 188 amino acids. NCBI's taxonomy places the organism in Eukaryota, Fungi, Ascomycota, Sordariomycetes, Xylariales, Xylariaceae. The record is from RefSeq and is a predicted model, not a curated record.